Misgurnus anguillicaudatus (oriental weatherfish) is the source of this 399-nucleotide messenger RNA. RefSeq names its product mitochondrial ribosome and complex I assembly factor AltMIEF1-like. The record is from RefSeq and is a predicted model, not a curated record. NCBI's taxonomy places the organism in Eukaryota, Metazoa, Chordata, Actinopteri, Cypriniformes, Cobitidae.
AAACUUUGACGUAAAAACACCGGAACCAAAAAUGUUCCGUCAUUCGUCUUCUUCCGGAGCGGUUAUUGUGCGACUCCCGCACUGACGGCUAAUCUGCCUCCGCCCUUGACAAGCUAAACAGUCCUCUCUCUGACAUAUUUAAACGUGUGUUAGACGUCUGUCUCUGCCUUCUCUACGUUCCUCCUGAUGGGCGGCUGGUCCCGCAGUGCCGUGCUGCAGCUGUACCGAGCACUGCUCCGUGCAGGCCAACAUCUACAGUACACAGACCGCGACUACUACCGGCGUGCUGUGGCCCGAGAGUUUAGGCCCUGUCAGACCCUCAGCGCCCCGGCAGAGAGGGAGGACGCGCUGAAGAGAGGCCAAUUCUUCCUCAGUAGCGGCCUGGGGGGGUUGGUGUAG